ACACAUCAUAAAUCGAUGCAGGACGAGACUCCAGGGUCUAGGAUAGAGAGACAGAGGGAGAGAGAGAGAGAGAGAGAGGAACUACUGGGGUCCAUGUUUCAGACGGGGGUUAGCUAGCUAGAUGAUUCUCGCUGGCUGUUUCGUACACCCUUCUCUGGAGCUGGAUACAGGACUGGGAGCAGAGCCGUCUGGGAUCAGAUCAAAGACCCACAGGUCUGAGACUCACCGACAAAGACCCCUUUGUUACCUCACAAUGGCAGCCGCUCCCGCGGUAACCGUCACCGCGAUGCUGGUUGUUGUCAUGGUGUUUGUUGCUCCAACAUGUGGAAUGAGUAACGAGCUGGACUACGGGAACUGGAACUACAGGGAAGGAGCGGAGAGCGUGGACGUGACCUAUGUGCGGAGCGUCACGCGAGUGCUGGACUCCUGGGGCAAGAAGAUCUUCAACGAGAUCAAGACCCUGCUGCACUCACAGCGCGCUCUCCUCCCCGACUACUCCAGGGUCCGCCCUCUCUCCGAGUCCCUCAACGACCUGUUCCGAGAAGUCUUGCACUUGCAGAGGCGCAUCACCGACCUCAACCAUCGCCUAGCAACCCUGGAGCCUGUCCUCCGUCGCUACGGAUACCGCACGCGAGGGGAGGAGGAGGAUGAGGAUGAGGAAGAGCAGCAGCAGCAGCAGCAGCAGGAGGAGAUGAUGAUGGGAAUAGAGGAGGGGAGAGGGAGAGAGAGACGGAGGGAGAGCGGAGGAGAGGGGAGCAACACGGUGCCGCUGGCGUCCCGGGGUGGGCACACCAGGGGCGGCGGAGCGGGCGGCAGCCUGGCGCGGCAGCCCACCCGCAGGUACACCGUCAGGACGGUGCGGCCGGUGAGGCGGGUGGUGCGCACCAGGAGGGUGAGGGUCUACAAGGACAAGGAUGGGAGGGUGAGGGUGCUGGAGAGUGAUGCUGGAGAGAGAUAGAGAGAGAAGAGAGAGAGAGAGGGAGGGAGACUGAAAGGAGUGGGUGAGAGGGGGAGUGUGUGUGUGUGUGUGUGUGAGAGAGAGAGACUGAAAGAAAUGAGUGA
This is a messenger RNA of Alosa sapidissima (American shad), 1062 nucleotides long. RefSeq lists its product as uncharacterized. Lineage: Eukaryota; Metazoa; Chordata; Actinopteri; Clupeiformes; Clupeidae. The record is from RefSeq and is a predicted model, not a curated record.